GCAACAAACAAAAGAGGCAGCAGAAACCCCACACUCACUCAACACUCCCUUCUAAACAAAACCCCAAACUACAUAAAAAGCAGAGUAUCUGUCCUCUUUGAUUCCUUCUGGACUCCUGCCACUCACUCUCUUACAGUCUUACUAGAUCCAUUCUAUUUUAUCCCAUUCAUUAUACCAAGCUUCCCCAACACCCCACAUGCACUUGGAUAGACGGUGGCGGCCCGGCAUGGCAGAACCGCCGUCAGCGGCGGCGCUCAUCCUCUGCGGCGUGCUGAUGGUGAUGAGCGGGUCAUCAGCUGACGCGACGUGGUGCGUGGCGAGGAGCGUGGCGAGCGACGAGGCUCUACAGGUGGCGCUGGACUACGCGUGUGGGUCCGGCGCGGACUGCACCCCGUUGCAGCGGGAGGGUCUCUGUUUCCUGCCCAACACGCUGCUCGCCCACGCGUCUUACGCCUUCAAUAGCUACUAUCAGCGCACGGCCAUGGCUCCCGGCUCCUGUGAUUUCGCCGGCACGGCCACCGUCGCUAAAACUGACCCCAGCUACGGAUCUUGCGUGUACCCAUCUUCUGUGAGAACGGCCGGAGGACCAGUAACACCUCGAGAUCAAGGAACGACAAGUGGAAUAAUUUCUUCCCCUCCGGACAUAACAACGAUUCUUUUUCCUCCGCCACCACCCGGAGCUGCAAUCUCAGUUCCAGGGGAUGAAGUUGGAGGGAACGUUAUCGCCUCACCGAAUUCCAGUGGAUCACAAGCUAUUUUAGCAGUUCUCAUAACAAAUAUCUCUUUUCUGUUCCUUUUGGCGCAUAUCUUAUAAUGUGUCUAUGACUGGGGGAAGUGGGAAUAGUGAGGCUUACCAUUGAAGGCUAGGAUAGUACAGUUUUGCUAGAAAUGGAGAAUUUCUUCUGCUCUUAGUAUUAUUUUGCGUUCGUUAUAAGGCAUCUUAUCAAUGAAUUGAAUGUCGGGAAUCAUGACUAAAUUAAGUUAGGUGUAAAUUUCCAUUUAUGAAGGUUAUUUUUAGUCUCACGUAUUUCCAUUUAUAUGGAGUAGUUAGCAUAAGCUACGAUUCUUU
Molecule: messenger RNA, 1069 nt
Organism: Cuscuta epithymum
Lineage: Eukaryota; Viridiplantae; Streptophyta; Magnoliopsida; Solanales; Convolvulaceae
Source: the annotation of a GenBank genome assembly